AUGGACUGGGAGGCAGCGCCCCCCAGGCACAGCGACCGCUGGCUGGAGGUCUUGCAGAGCGAGCAGUCGACCGCGCUGGAGCUGCUGGAUGCGGCAGAGGCGGUGCCGCUGGAAGCGAUGAUGCGGGCAGCGGCAGACCUGCGGGAUGCAGCCCACCGCCACAUCACCUUCUCCCCCAAGGUCUUCAUCCCCCUAACCCGCCUGUGCCGCGACUCGUGCGCCUAUUGCACAUUUGCCGCGCCCCCAGCAGCCGGGCGGCGCGCUUUCAUGACUCUUGAGGAGGUGCUCGCGGUGGCACGCCUGGGCGCGCAGCAGGGCUGCACCGAGGCGCUCUUCACUCUGGGCGACAAGCCGGAGCUGGUGUACCCGGAGGCUGCAGCCGAACUGGCCAGCAUAGGCUUCGCCACCACCUUGGACUACGUGGCCGCUGCGGCGGCCGCGGCGAUGCGUGAGACGGGCCUGCUGCCGCACAUCAAUGCGGGCGUGAUGGAUGCGGGCGCGCUGCGCCGGCUCAAGGCUGUCAGCGCCAGCCAGGGCCUGAUGCUGGAGUCCACGUCUGUGGCGCUGCUGCAGCCAGGCGGCGCGCACCAUGGCUGUCCAGACAAGGAGCCGGCUGCUCGGCUGGCCACGCUGGAGGCAGCUGGCCAGGAGGAGGUCCCCUUUACGACUGGCAUCCUCAUCGGCAUCGGGGAGAGCAGGCUGGAUCGCAUCGAGUCCCUCCUGCACAUCCGCCGCCUGCACCAGCGGUAUGGCCACAUCCAGGAGUUGAUCAUCCAAAACUUCCGGGCCAAGCAGGGCACCGCGAUGGCGGCUACCCCAGAGCCCCCGCUCAGCGACCUGCUGUGGACGGUGGCGCUGGCGCGCCUGCUGCUGGGGCCGCAGAUCAGCAUCCAGGCGCCGCCCAACCUCACGCCAGAGCCAGACGAUGCUGCCUCCCCUGGCGGCGGCGCCCUGCCCGACCCCGCCGCCGGCUGGCGGCUGCUGCUUGAUGCGGGCAUCAACGAUUGGGGAGGCAUCUCGCCAGUCACCCGUGACUUUGUCAACCCAGAGAAGCCGUGGCCCCACCUGCAGCGCCUGGCAGCGGUUACCGCUGCCGCCGGCAAGGCGUUGAUGCCGCGCCUGGCCGUGUACCCACCCUUCCUGGUGCACCAGCAGCUCCUGCCUGCCAGCCCACGGCCGCUUGGUCCCCAUCCACCUGCCCAGCGGCAGCAGCAGCAGCGCAGCUGGCUGGAUGCUGCCGCCGGAAGGGACAGCCCGCUGGCGGCGGCGCUGCGGCUGGCGGAUUCGGAAGGGCUGGCUCGGGGCAGCAGCUGGUUUGCGGGCGCUCUGGAGGAGGCUCCUCCUCCUGGCAGCAAGACACUCAUGCACAUUGGCAGGGAACAGCAGACCGCGGCAGCACCCUCAAACAGUCGAGAAAAGCCUGGGGUGACCAACCCGGCCGGCCAGCAGCAGCCCCUGAAGAGCAGCAUGCCUGCGGCGCAACGCCCCAGCGCCGCCCGCAGCUGGCGGGUUGGCUUGGCAGCCGACGGCUUGCUGGAGGGAUGCCAGGGGCCGAAGCAAGCCUCAGCAGAGGUGCAACGGGUGCUGUCCGGCGUGCUGGAGCAUCAGCAGGAGCUCGGCGAGGGCGAGAUUGAGGGCGCCGACUAUGAUGCGGUGUGUGGCGCUGCUGACGAGCUGAGGCGCAGGGUGUGCGGCGACACAGUGACAUACGUCGUUAACAGGAACAUAAACUACACAAAUGUGUGCACCUAUGCCUGUGCCUUCUGCGCAUUCAGCAAGGGCAAGGCAGCCGAGGAGCUGCGCGGGGCGCCAUACCUGCUGUCGUUAGAGGAGGUGGCGCUGCGCACCACGCAGGCCUGGGACCGCGGGGCCACGGAGGUCUGCAUGCAGGGCGGGAUCCAUCCUGACUUCACCGGCGACACAUAUUUGCGCCUGCUGGGGGCAGCCAAGGGCGCGGCACCAGACAUCCACGUGCACGCUUUCAGCCCGCUGGAAGUGAAGCAGGGCGCGUCAACAUUGGGGUGGAGCUUGCACAAGUUCCUCACGGCGCUGCGGGAUGCAGGCGGGUGCCAGCACCUUGCAUUCCUGGGGCUGGGCAGCCUGCCGGGCACUGCGGCCGAGGUGCUGGACGAUUCUGUGCGAGCCGUGCUGUGCCCCGACAAGCUCAGCAGUGAGGAGUGGCUGGAGGUGAAGCGCACUGCCGGCAUCUCUGAGUUUGUCCCGCUGCCGUUUGUGCACAUGGAGGCCCCCCUGUACCUGAAGGGCUCAGCAUGUCGGCGAGGCCCCACGCUGCGGGAGUGCUUCCUGAUGCAUGCCGUGGCACGUCUGGCGCUGCACCCUCACGUGACCAACAUCCAGGCCAGCUGGGUCAAGAUGGGCCCGGGCCGUGCCGCCGAGCUGCUGGGCGCCGGCUGCAACGAUUUGGGCGGGGUGCUGAUGAAUGAGUCCAUCACCCGAGCCGCGGGGGCAGCGCACGGCCAGGAGCUGUGCGCCUCCCGCAUGGAGGAGCUGAUCCGGGGCGCGGGGCGGGUGCCGCGCCAGCGCAGCACGCUGUAUGGUGCAGCUCCCGCUGAGCAGGCGGCCAAGGCGCAGGCGGUAGGUGACAUUGUGGCGUGA
Messenger RNA from Chlorella variabilis, 2616 nucleotides. RefSeq lists its product as hypothetical. The record is from RefSeq and is a predicted model, not a curated record. The transcript has 16 exons. Lineage: Eukaryota; Viridiplantae; Chlorophyta; Trebouxiophyceae; Chlorellales; Chlorellaceae. The coding region runs from base 1 to 2616 and encodes 871 amino acids. Gene Ontology annotation, molecular function: 7,8-didemethyl-8-hydroxy-5-deazariboflavin synthase activity; 4 iron, 4 sulfur cluster binding.